Messenger RNA from Physcomitrium patens, 2444 nucleotides. Its product is annotated as external alternative NAD(P)H-ubiquinone oxidoreductase B2, mitochondrial. The record is from RefSeq and is a predicted model, not a curated record. Gene Ontology annotation, molecular function: NADH dehydrogenase activity; calcium ion binding. Lineage: Eukaryota; Viridiplantae; Streptophyta; Bryopsida; Funariales; Funariaceae. Gene Ontology annotation, cellular component: mitochondrion.
CCGGGACUAGGAAGAGGGGGAGGAGGUCCGGGACUCGCGACGGGACUAGGAAGUGGGGGAGGAGGUCCGGGACUCGCGCCGGGACUAGGAAGAGGGGGAGGAGGUCAGUAAGUUGGUGCUGAAAUCUGUACUGAACACAAUUGUUAUGACAUUAGGCGGCAGCUGGCGAUGCCGGAUGGAACAGCGUGGUGAGAAAAGGAUUAAAGAAGGCGGACGGUGAGCAUAUAUACCUACCUGGGCUAGCUUAUUGUGGCAAAUCCAUGUGGGAUGUGUAUUGACCAUUCGACCAUUGCAAGGGAGAGUUCAAACAUCUCUUACAGGGGCGUAAUUGUUUAAUUAACGCUUCUACAUAUUAGAGUGCAUAUAUCAAAAUGCUUGGGAACAGACUUCUGUGGGCUGUGGCCAGAUCCUGCUUGCAAAGACCUACGUAUUCUCUUCAUAAAAUUACUACCCCCCACACAUGCAAGGAUGUGCUAUUCAAGAGAAGGUGUUUCAGCUCGGGUGCUGGAGCAGAAUCUUCGUCCCCGUUGCAGAAAGAAGGUCAAAGUGGAGCCCUUUACAGAUUUUUGAUUUAUGGGAAAGAAAAGGUUCACGGAAAGUCUUACCUUCUGGCAAUAGCUGCUACUGGUUGUUUGGGAGCUGGUCUUCUUGUCGCGCUUGCUGAUGCAGGCCGUGAUAGCACCCGUUCGGAUUCCGAUGAAGCUGUGUCUCCAGAAGGUUCGGGGAAAAAGAAAGUUGUGAUUCUCGGCACAGGAUGGGGGGGCAUCAGUUUUCUUAAAAGCCUAGACGCAUCCAAGUAUGAUGUGCGAGUUGUUUCUCCUCGCAAUUAUUUUGUAUUUACCCCUUUGCUGCCAAGUGUCACAUCUGGUACUGUGGAGGCUCGGAGUAUCACAGAACCGAUUCGAAGGAUUAUACGGAAAAAAGAUGUGAAAUUCCAUGAAGCUGAGUGCACGAAAAUUGACGAGGCGAACAAGAAGGUCAUGUGUAGAGAUAUCUCCGAUGUAAAGUGUAAAGGAAAGGAGGAUUUCGAGCUCGAAUACGACUAUUUAGUUGUGGCUGUUGGAGCUACUUCUAAUACAUUUGGUACAAAGGGUGUUGAGGAAUACUGUCAUUUUUUGAAAGAGAUUGAAGAUGCUGAGAAGAUACGUGGACGAAUUGUUGAUUGCUUUGAGACGGCAAGUCUACCACACCUCUCAGACGAGGACAGGCGAAAGCUUCUCAGCUUUGUGAUAGUGGGUGGAGGCCCUACAGGAGUAGAAUACGCUGCCGAGCUUCACGACCUCAUUUAUGAAGAUCUAACUAGUUUAUACCCAGAAUUGCAGAAGAUCGUCAACAUAACCCUUGUUCAAUCGGGUGACCAUAUACUCAACACGUUCGACGGGCGUAUAAGUGAAUAUGCAGAAAAGAAGUUCUCUAGAGAAGGGAUUGAUGUGAAAAUUGGGAGCCGAGUUUUGGGUGUUACUGAAGAAACCAUUUCCUUUAAGUCGAAAGCAACCGGCAAGCUUAUGGAGAUCCCUUAUGGCAUGAUUGUUUGGUCAACAGGAAUUGGCACUCGUCCGGUGAUCGCUGACUAUAUGAAGCAGAUUGGGCAAACCGAUCGUAGGGUAUUAGCUACAGAUGAAUGGCUUCGAGUAAAAAAUACCGACGGAGUCUAUGCUCUUGGCGAUUGUGCCACAGUUGAACAACGUAAAAUUGCUGAGGAUAUUGCGGACCUAUUUAAGUUGGCGGACAAGGAUGGUGACGGUUACUUGUCUGUUUCGGAAUUUGUUGAUACGAUGGACAAUGUCAGAAUGCGCUAUCCCCAAAUUGAUCUUUAUAUGGAGCGGCAGCAUAUGGAAGGGGUAGUUGGACUCCUGAAUGAUGCCUUGAAGAAAGAGAAAAAUGUUAAGCUCGAUCUUGAACAUUUUAGCGAGGCGAUCUGUAAGGUCGACUCUCAGAUGAAAUCUGGACCAGCCACAGCUCAGGUUGCUGCUCAACAAGGCGAAUAUCUUGCUCUCUCUUUCAAUCAUAUGGCUAUGGGAAGUCCUGAUGAGGGCCCCAUCCGCGUUAGGGGAGGUGGUCGUCAUCGUUACCAUCCUUUUCGUUAUCGGCAUUUAGGCCAAUUUGCUCCUUUGGGAGGUGAAACAACUGCAGCUGAACUACCUGGAGAUUGGGUUUCCAUCGGUCGAAGCACGCAGUGGUUAUGGUACUCUGUAUAUGCCAGCAAACAGGUGAGCUGGCGUACUCGUGCGCUUGUGAUAUUUGAUUGGACCAAGCGAUUUGUAUUUGGGCGAGAUUCUUCUCGGAUGUGAUACUUCUUCUGUACUUUGGGAAAGGAAAUGUAAUAUGAUGGAGUAGAGAAUCGGUUAGAGCUAUGAAAAAAAUUAGCUCAGCUUAUCAUGGUCUUUACUUUGGAUUGAAUCGCUCUUGUACUCUCAUGAAAUCAACUUGCAGUUCGUCUAUCA